CUUAUUGUUGUUUCCCCGCCCGCUAUUGACAAUUUCUUGUGUUUUGCUGCCGUGUUUCAGUUCAAGUUUUAGCCUGAUAUAAAACGGUACCUGUUUAAAGCGAGAAAUUAUGGGCAGUACAACAAAGUUUGUUAACGAGUUCUGUGAUAUUAUCGACUCCUAUGGCGGUCGAGAUAAGGUGAUGAAGGCACUGUGCUACAGUGCCAAACUGGUGGCUGGAUACCAUGCCAAGCGGAAUCCGGAUCUGGCUAAGCGUUACGCCACUGCAAGCUCGAAGAUCUCAGGUGCGAGAGCCACCCUGCGCCUUAUCGACGACAUUCCCAUGAUCCAGUAUGCUUUGGAGUAUGGCUUGGGUGAAAAUGAGCCCGAUCGCAUAAUGGCUGUACUGGGUGUGACAGCCAACAUCGUGGACCUGCUUUAUUAUCCCAUCGAAAAAGUAUGCUGGCUGGCCGAGCACAAGAUUGUGGAUGUCAAGAAUGCCGACAGCUGGGACAAUGUGAACUCCAUAUUCUGGGUUCUGUCUGUGUACCUGAACCUCAUGAGGACAAUGCGAAAUUUUUCACUAAACCAGGACAAACUUAACCGCACCACCAAUAUAAACGACCUGGACGUCAAAACCAUUACAAAGCACCGCCUGGAGAUGGUGUCCAUUGCCCGCAUCUCCCUCGACUUUGUACACGCAGUUAGCACGCUACCCAAGGGAUAUUUGUGGGGCGGCAAACUGUCCACUUUUCAGGUGGGGGCUAUUGGGACCCUGUCCGCCGGUUUAGGCAUCUACCAGAUCUUUGCAAAGAGAAGACUGAACAAGUAGUUGCGCCGCCGUGUUUGCAAUCGUUGCACUCGUAUUUGUUGAUCAGAAUUUUAAGCUAGUCGAUAACAGUUUUUGUACGGCACUCGCAUGUGUUUAGCCAGUAAGUCCUUCAAAGAAACACAAAAUACACGCUGAAUAAUGAUAAAACAUGG
Molecule: messenger RNA, 963 nt
Organism: Drosophila rhopaloa
Lineage: Eukaryota; Metazoa; Arthropoda; Insecta; Diptera; Drosophilidae
Gene: Pex11c
Product: peroxisomal membrane protein 11C
Exons: 4
Coding region: 110-811 (233 amino acids)
Biological process (GO): peroxisome fission
Cellular component (GO): peroxisomal membrane
Source: RefSeq, a predicted model, not a curated record